AUGGCAGACAAGGACGGUUCGUUUGAUGAUGCAGUGGAAGAGAGGAUAAUAAAUGAAGAGUACAAAGUCUGGAAGAAAAACACACCCUUCCUCUACGACCUGGUUAUGACCCACGCCUUAGAAUGGCCAAGUCUCACCGCUCAGUGGCUCCCUGAUGUAUAUAGACCAGAGGGGAAGGAUUACCAUGUGCACCGCCUGGUGUUGGGCACACACACAUCUGACGAGCAGAAUCACCUUGUUAUUGCCACUGUCCAGCUGCCUAAUGGUGAUGCACAGUUUGAUGCCUCUCAUUACGAUGGUGAAAAAGGAGAAUUUGGAGGCUUUGGGUCUGUGAGUGGAAAGAUUGAGAUUGAAAUAAAGAUCAACCAUGAGGGAGAGGUGAACCGUGCACGCUACAUGCCCCAGAACCCAUGCAUCAUUGCCACCAAGACCCCUACCUCAGAUGUCCUGGUCUUUGACUACACCAAACAUUCAUCUAAACCUGAUGUGUCUGGAGAGUGUCGCCCUGACUUGCGUCUCAGAGGCCAUCAGAAAGAGGGCUAUGGGCUCUCGUGGAAUCCCAACCUCUCUGGCUACCUGCUCAGCGCCUCUGAUGACCAUACUCUUUGUCUGUGGGACAUCAGUGCAGUGCCUAAGGAGGGCAAGGUGGUGGAUGCGAAGACCAUCUUCACCGGUCACACUGCCGUAGUGGAAGAUGUCUCCUGGCAUCUGCUCCAUGAGUCCCUUUUUGGCUCUGUAGCCGAUGACCAAAAACUCAUGAUCUGGGACACUCGUUCCAACAACACAUCCAAGCCCAGCCAUGCAGUGGAUGCACACAAAGCAGAGAUCAACUGUCUGUCCUUCAACCCAUACAGUGAGUUCAUUCUGGCAACCGGCUCAGCUGACAAGACUGUGGCUCUUUGGGACCUGAGGAACCUGAAACUGAAACUGCACUCGUUUGAGUCUCACAAAGAUGAAAUCUUCCAGGUCCAGUGGUCACCCCAUAAUGAGACCAUCCUGGCAUCCAGUGGAACAGACCGGCACCUUAAUGUCUGGGAUCUCAGUAAAAUUGGAGAAGAUCAGUCACCAGAGGAUGCAGUGGAUGGGCCCCCUGAGCUAAUUUUCAUCCAUGGAGGUCACACAGCCAAGAUCUCUGACUUCUCCUGGAACCCAAAUGAACCCUGGGUCAUUUGCUCUGUAUCCGAGGAUAAUAUCAUGCAAGUCUGGCAGAUGGCAGAGAACAUCUAUAACGAUUAGGAUCCUGAAUUUUCAACAGACCCAGAAGCAACGGCCUGACAACUCAACCCCUCCCUGUCCUUACCCUCUGCCAUCUAUACCUCUUGCUCUUUGACAGCAUUGUAUGCUGUC
Molecule: messenger RNA, 1347 nt
Organism: Lampris incognitus (smalleye Pacific opah)
Lineage: Eukaryota; Metazoa; Chordata; Actinopteri; Lampriformes; Lampridae
Gene: rbbp4
Product: retinoblastoma binding protein 4
Exons: 12
Coding region: 1-1236 (411 amino acids)
Biological process (GO): regulation of gene expression
Cellular component (GO): nucleus; NuRD complex; ESC/E(Z) complex
Molecular function (GO): histone binding
Source: RefSeq, a predicted model, not a curated record